Messenger RNA from Cucurbita pepo subsp. pepo (vegetable marrow), 1357 nucleotides. Lineage: Eukaryota; Viridiplantae; Streptophyta; Magnoliopsida; Cucurbitales; Cucurbitaceae. The record is from RefSeq and is a predicted model, not a curated record.
UUUUCACAGCCUUCUGUCAGUGAAGUUGUCCAUUUCCUCAACACGGAAAUAUCUGAAUCACAGUUUGAAGCAUCGCUGAUCGCAGUCGCGCGGUUCUCUCACCUACGAUCUUCGUCUUGUAGCAUAGCGAAAAGACAGGAACUCCAAUAUGUCAAAUCUUGGCUCUUCUCUUCCGGAUGCGACUGCGGCGGCCGAAAAGCUGCGCGUUGGUUUCCUAGGUCUGGGAAUCAUGGGUUCACCAAUGGCAGAGAAUCUUGUAAAAUCUGGAUAUGAUGUGACCGUCUGGAAUAGGACCAAGAGCAAAUGUGAUCCUCUUAUCAACUUGGGUGCAAAAUAUCAGCCUUCUCCUCAGAAGGUGGCAGCAUCUUGUGAUGUCACAUUUGCCAUGCUUGCUGACCCUGAAAGUGCAUUGGAUGUUGCUGUGGGAGAAAAUGGAGCUGUGAGUGGAUUGAGCCCAGGAAAAGGGUAUGUGGAUGUAUCAACAGUUGAUGCUGCUACUUCUAAUUUGGUUAGUGCACGUAUAAAGGAUACGGGCGCUCUAUUUCUGGAGGCUCCAGUUUCCGGCUCCAAAAAGCCUGCGGAAGACGGACAACUUAUAUUUCUUACUGCAGGUGACAAAGCUCUGUAUGAAAGAGUUGCUCCGCUUCUGGACAUCAUGGGCAAGUCAAAAUUUUAUCUUGGGGAAGUCGGAAAUGGAGCUGCAAUGAAGCUUGUCGUCAACAUGAUCAUGGGAAGCAUGAUGGCCUCAUUCUCCGAAGGAUUGCUUCUAAGUGAAAAAGUAGGACUUGACCCAAGCAUCCUUGUACAGGUUGUUUCACAGGGUGCCAUUAGUGCACCAAUGUAUUCACUCAAGGGGCCAUCAAUGAUUCAAUCCCUUUAUCCCACUGCCUUUCCUUUAAAGCAUCAACAGAAGGACUUGAGGCUUGCUCUGGGUUUAGCGGAAUCCGUUUCGCAACCCACCCCUAUUGCUGCAGCUGCAAAUGAGGUAUACAAGGUAGCGAAAUCUCAUGGACUUGGUGAUCAGGAUUUCUCAGCCGUCAUUGAAUCAUUGAAAUCAAAGAUGCAGCAGCAUUCAUGAACCGAGUAAUCAAAUUCUCAACAUUUCACUCCUCAUUAGAAACAGUUGCACGCCGUUUAGCUUGAAUAAUAUUGGAUUAUAGGUCAUUUGCAAUAUCAAUAGGAAGCACUUCCCUCUUGAAUUUUGUACCUCUGCGUGCUGUUGUGUUCAUUUCUGGUAAAGCAGAUAGUUAGAACAUUACCUUAAUCGGUUCACGUGCUAUUUCAUAACUUUGGAAUGUUGUUAGAUUGGAUCAAAAUUAGAUAAUCUAAUAAUACCAAUCGUUCAUUCCCCUUGGAA